Cylicostephanus goldi is the source of this 627-nucleotide messenger RNA. The record is from the annotation of a GenBank genome assembly. Lineage: Eukaryota; Metazoa; Nematoda; Chromadorea; Rhabditida; Strongylidae.
AUGGAAGUGGGAAACGUCACGGAUGCUUAUAUGACCGAAGAUGAAGGUAUGAGAGAUGAAGGAUCCGCUUCGCCGUCCAAGAACGCACCCGUUCCAUCACCUAGGGACGGAUCCCCAAGAAAGUCACCCUUACAGGAAGACACAGCUAAAACAGCUUUCAACCUCGGAAGUUCUAGUGAAAACGGCUCUGCAUCACCGCCAAAAGCGAAAAUGCGCAAAGUUAUAGUACCUAAAGAAUCCAAGGAAAGGAAAUCAGCUGAACCGCCAGUGAAGGAAGAACCAAAAGAAGAAGUCACUGAAGUUACCAUAGGUGACGUCGGUGACGUCAAUGAAGCUGAACCUACCGUAUCCGUGACGUUCACACAACCGAAUACGGUAAAAAUGGCUGUGGAGACCAAUGGAGACGGUGAUCACAGUGAAGAUGUUUCGGCUGCUGAACUUCCUCCGUCGGGACCACUUCCAUCCCCAGAUGGGAAAGAAGAGAUGGAAAAGGUCUAUACGAAUCUUGACGCCAUCGAGGAAGCUAUCGCAUCGGAUGAACAGUAUCCUAUGGAAGGAAUUGACAGUAUGGAAGAGCGUUACAAGAGUUAUACCAAACUGAACUUGUUUUUCAGAGGAGGGAGAUAG